CUGCAAGCGGCUUCGGGCACGGCGAGGGCUUUUAACACCUCCUUGUGCUGGUGGUGAUGCGUCCGCUGGCAAAACUCCGAAUCCCCGGGGAAUAGGACCCAAGGACUGGCCUUACAGGAUCAUCCAUGGAAUUAGUUGAAGUUUAAGCCGUUGUUACCCGUUUGGUCUGUACUCUGAGGAUUUCCUGAUGGUAUCCCAUCUAAUUAUUAACCAGGUCCAGCUUGCUUGGUUUCCUCAAGAUCAGCCAAGGAUAGCUAGGUGCUGCCACCUGCUGUGAUAUAAGUUGGCCACCAUUGUAAAAAUGAGAACAACUUGUAUGUACAAGUGAAAGCAGACAUCUGGACUUCGCGAUUCCAAGCAUUCGUUUGUGAGUGUACCCAGUUGUCUAAGGCUUUGAGAUGAGGCUGUGGCUGCUGUGGAUUGUGGUUUCUGAGGUUACCCAAGAGGAAAUACUGGCCAUUGGAAUUGCAGACUUUGGACAUAGCAGUGACUGACAUUCUACACCACCCUUUGCCAGUUGUUUGGAAACCUGCAAUCCAGGCUGGAACCAUGGACUCUGCCAGGGGCCCCCAUGUGAAGGUCCGGAGUGAAGUCAGUGACUACCUCAACUAUGAAAUCAUCAUCAAGCAUUAUAACCACACCGGGAAGCUCAAUGAGAAUGCUGAAAGUGGGAUCAAAGCAACAUCGGUAGUCUUCAUCAUUAUCUGCUGUUUUAUCAUCCUCGAGAACAUCUUUGUUCUGCUGACUAUUUGGAAAACCAAGAAAUUUCACAGACCAAUGUAUUACUUUAUUGGUAACUUGGCACUCUCAGAUUUGCUGGCAGGAGUGGCUUACAUUGCCAACAUUCUGUUGUCUGGAUCCAAGACUUACAGCCUCACCCCUGCCCAGUGGUUUCUUAGGGAAGGAAGCAUGUUUGUGGCUUUGUCUGCUUCUGUCUUCAGCCUGCUGGCUAUUGCGAUUGAGAGAUAUAUUACUAUGUUGAAGAUGAAGCUCCAUAAUGGCAGCAAUAGUUUCCGUUCCUUCCUGCUGAUCAGCGCCUGUUGGGUCAUCUCUGUGAUAUUAGGGGGGCUCCCUAUUAUGGGGUGGAACUGCAUUGGCUUCCUGGACGACUGCUCCACAGUGUUGCCUCUUUAUCAUAAGCAUUAUAUCCUCUUCUGUACCAGUAUAUUUACUGGCCUCUUAUUGACCAUUGUGAUCCUUUACUGUAGGAUCUACAUCUUGGUAAGGACAAGGAGCCGUAGGCUGACCUUUCGGAAGAAUGUUGCCAAAGCAACCCGGAGCUCAGAGAAGUCACUGGCUCUGCUGAAGACAGUGAUUAUUGUUUUAAGUGUGUUCAUUGUCUGCUGGACUCCCUUGUUCAUUCUUCUGUUGCUGGACGUGAAAUGCAAAGUCAAGGAAUGUCCAAUCCUCUUCAAAGCUGAAUAUUUCUUAGUACUAGCAGUUCUAAACUCAGCCACCAAUCCAAUCAUCUAUACACUCACCAACAAGGAGAUGCGGAGAGCUUUUUUCAAGAUCGUGCAGUGCUGUACGUGUCCCACCACAGACUCUGGAACCAAAGUCAAGAGACCAAUCAUUGGAGGGAUAGAAUUCAGCAGAAGUAAGUCCGACAAUUCCUCCCAUCCACAGAAAGAUGAGGGGGAUCCUCCAGAAACAAUUGUGUCCUCUGGUAAUGUCACCUCAUCAUCUUAGGAGCUUUGGCAAAGAGGAGGCCUGAGCCCCUUGAAGGCUGACACACGGGGAAUAGCUCUGCUUGCUUGUCUCCAGACGGAAGGAGGAGAGUGAGAAUGAGUUGAUCUGAAGGGGAAAUGGAGUACUGAUUGGGGUGCAGUUGAUGACAUAAGACAUGUUGUGUCAUUUGAAAAUAUUUCCUCUCUGGGAGAAUAUUGUGUUGCCUUUGCCCUGAGGCAACUUAGGGUUGUUAGGAAAAUUCAGGCUCUAUACACCUCUGAAAAGCGGACACUUGGGUCAGCAGUGCCUUUGAAUGGGAGUAUGGGUGGGGAAGGAGAGAAAUAUCUUCAAAUCGUUUUUCCCCCCAAGGCAAAACUUCAGUGACUCCUGAAAUAAAGUUCUUGCUGUUUUAGAAUGACAGCCUUCUUCAAUUAACUCCUUGUCAAGGGAAGCAAAUGUGCUAGUAUAUUCUGAGUAAUAGAAAGAGAACUGGGGGGGAUUUUACCUCAAGAGUUGUUCAGGUGCAUGUGUCCCUUUGGCACUUAAUCAUAAGUGGAAAGUCAAUGGGAAUUAGGUGCUGGAGGCUGCUGUGGUUACUCUGAGGAACAUAGCCCCAUAUUCCUGGUUGUAGUUGAAUCCUCAAGGAUUUAGUGGGGCUGUGAUAUGUGUGGAUUAGGUUGGGUCCAUUUGAACUUAAUAGAUGUGUCAUUUGAACCUUAAAAAAAAGAGCUGAUAAAUAUGCUGCUUUCAGUAAUGAGUUGCAUUUUAAUAAUUUUAACAGCAGCUUUAUAUACACAAUUUUAACCACCAGCCAUGUCCCAUUUCUGCUCAUGUAGUCAUAAGAAUGUAAGAACCGCCCUGCUGGAGCAGGCCAAUGAUCAUCCUUAAUCUCCUUCCAGUCAACUUUGUUGUAUGACCUUCCUUAUCUUAGUGUAGGAUACAUAUUUUUCUCUAUUUUUUUUUCCCACACACUGGUCAACCAGAUGCAUCUGGGGUGCUUACAAACAGGAGGUGGAGCCAUACCUUUCUACUACUGCUCUGUAACUGGUGUUUGGAGACAGGCUGUUCUAACCUGUAGGUCUUCAAGACUAACAGCUCUUGAUAGACCUAUUCUCCAUGAAUUUAUCCAAUCCCUUUUUAAAGCCAUCCAAAUUAAUGGCCAUCACCCUGUCUUGUGGUAAUGAAUUCAAUGUUAAUUAUGUGCUGUGUGAACAAAUACUUUCUUUUGUUUGUUUUUCAUCUCCUUCCAAUCAACUUGGUUGGAUGACUUUCCUGAAUCCUUAUGUUCUGAGUGAGGGAUACACAUUUUCUUUGUUUUCUUUCUACACAGCAUACAUAAUUUCCUUUUUUCUAAGUAAAUAGUUUAGUCAUUUCUCAUGAGGAUGAUAUUGGAACCCCAAUCUGUUUGCCCUAUACUUUUUCCAGCUCUGUUACAUCUUUUUCCAAAUGUAGCAGCCAGAAAUGUUAAACAGCAUUACAGAUAUGGAUGAACCCUAGAUUUGUGUAAGGGCAUUACAAAUUGAGAGUUUUAUUUAAUCCCUAGCAUGGACUUUGUCUUUUUCACAGCUGCCACACACUUGGUCAACAUCUUUGAUAGUUGUCCACUGUGACCAUACAAUUUUUUCUUUCCUGGUUAGUUAGAGAUAGCUUAGACCCCAUGAAUGUAUAUGUGACUAAGGGGAGGUUUACCUCAAUUUGCAGCAUUUUACUUAUUAAAUCCUGAGAUAUAGUUUAGGCUGAAAGAUGAAUCACAGUUAUUCUUAAGCUUUUUAAGGCUGAACAAACAAAUAAGACUGGGCCUUUCUGCAACCUCAGCCAAAUGUCCACACUCAAGAUCCUUGUAUAACCAGUAUGUCCAUUCAUUUUAAAUGGUGUUCACUGACUGCAAAUCCAUGUCCAUCCAUGGAAAGUAUUAUUUGUGUUAAAUGAAUGUAUUUUAUUACAGCAUUAAUUGCUAUUUUGUGUUUGUGUGUGUGUGUAUGUUAACUUGAGUCAAUAGGGCUGAACGUGUAAAAAAUGUAGAGAUGCUAAUAACACAGAUGCUAUUUUAUAUCUGGAGCAAUUUUAUGAGAAAUUCAUGAUUAAUCCCAACCUGGAGGGAGGGUCCCAAUAUUAAUUAUUUGGGAGAUAUGUCUAUUUUUUCCACUUAAGAAUGAUCAGUUGCAAAGGAGGAUAUUGAGGAUUCCUAUACUUAUAAUAGUUGUGUGAGAGAAGGAAUUUCUGAAGGUGCAGCUUACCAUGAAGUAAAUAAAUGAGUGUGAGUGUGUGUGUGUGAGAGAGAGAGAGAUCUCCUAAAAUAAUCUCUGCUGCCCAGCUGCAACAGGCACAGGAGUUGGUGUCCUUUGAAAGGGGCAGCAUUCAGUGGAAGUUUUGCAUCUGGGAGGAUCCAAAGUUUAAAUAAUGAAAUGAAAAUGGCAGGAGUGUCUCCACUGUUGUGGUCUUUAAUCCAUCAAUAGUGCAUUACUGAGCUAAUCAUAUGCAAAGUAGCUGCAACCAACAGAUUAAUGUACAAGUAUUGGCUGAAUUCAUAGGUGGAUGUUAGAAACAAGGUUAUUGGCCUUUUAGCAUUAUUUGCAGUGCAAUUUUUUUUUAAAAAGUAUGUAAAAUGUUUCAGACUUGGUUGUACAAUUUACAUAUAGCUUCAUUGACCUUUAAAUAUUAAUAAA
This is a messenger RNA of Python bivittatus (Burmese python), 4334 nucleotides long. The record is from RefSeq and is a predicted model, not a curated record. Lineage: Eukaryota; Metazoa; Chordata; Lepidosauria; Squamata; Pythonidae.